This is a messenger RNA of Tachysurus fulvidraco (yellow catfish), 1910 nucleotides long. RefSeq names its product protein Z, vitamin K-dependent plasma glycoprotein b (gene prozb). The coding region runs from base 268 to 1533 and encodes 421 amino acids. Gene Ontology annotation, biological process: blood coagulation; proteolysis. Gene Ontology annotation, molecular function: calcium ion binding; serine-type endopeptidase activity. NCBI's taxonomy places the organism in Eukaryota, Metazoa, Chordata, Actinopteri, Siluriformes, Bagridae. Gene Ontology annotation, cellular component: extracellular region. The transcript has 8 exons. The record is from RefSeq and is a predicted model, not a curated record.
UUCAUCUUUAUAUUGCUACAACUUGUGAAAUUCUGACUGAUCUCUGCGACUAAACCACCAUCGUGACAGCCACCGUGAAAUGACUCUUGAACCUUAAUCGUGUGUCAGUUCAUACAAGUACAUGCUUGUGUAAACCUUGUGUUGUUGUAACGGGAAAAUAUACCAAGGGUGGGAGAGAUUUCGAGCAAACAUAGCCAACAGAGCAGAGAUCAAGGCAAAAGUGAAAAUCUCUCAGUAAUAAAGCAGUUGAGGAUUUAUCCAAUUGUAAUGGAGUUGCAGUUAUGGAGUUUCUUCUAUUUCACACUGCACAGCUGCUACCUGAUAGCCAACGCUGACCAAAGUGUUUUCCGAUCUGCUCCAGAAUCCAAGGCGAUAUUUAUGCGACCUAAACGUGCAAAUAGUUUCUUUGUGGAGGAAAUUCUAAAGGGCGAUUUGGAAAGAGAGUGUUAUGAGGAAAGAUGCAACAAGGAGGAAGCCAGAGAGUUCUUUGAGGACAAUAAGAAAACAGAAGAAUUCUGGGCCAAAUACAACGUUCAAGAUCAGUGUAAAAGCAAUCCUUGUCAACAUGGUGGCAUCUGUAUAGAGAAGAGAGGAGGAUACAUCUGCAAGUGCACCGACAUGUACACAGGCCAUAACUGUGAAAAGGAUGUUUCUGAAUGCCCUUCUGGAGGCCCUCUGGUUUGUGAACACUACUGCAGACCCUUACAUGAAUCAUACAGAUGCGUCUGCGCCAGAGGCUACAAACUUCACCCCGAUGGAAGGAGCUGCACCCCUCAGGCUCAGGACACAUGUGGGUAUCUCAGCGUCUUAUCUGAGGAUUCUACCAAAAAGAAUACGAAUCAAAAUGUCCCCAUCUGCCCACAAGGAAAAUGUCCAUGGCAGGUGACAUUUGUGGAUGUUGGUGGUGAUGUAAUCUGCCAAGGUGUGAUUCUUGGAAAGAGGUCUAUACUUACAACAGCUACAUGCAUGACAACAGGCAAAGAGCUUUCCUUGGUCAUUGGCCACUCAGUUGAAAAAAUAAAUGCUUCUCAAGUGACCAAAAGGACUCUUCAUAACAGGUAUACGACCAGCAGACCUGACGAUGACUUGGCAUUUUUGGAGCUUAAGGAGCCGAUCGCUUUGGGUUUGGUCGCCAUCCAACUCUGUCUCCCGGAGAAGGAUUUCAGUGAAAACAUCUUGAUGAAAAGUGAUAAAGAGGGCGUGGUAAUGGGUCGAGAAAACAAACCUUUAUACCUUUCACUAGACGUCUGCAAUUCCAAAUUCAAUCUGAGUUUUCCCUUGACCAAUAAGAUGUUCUGUAUGGAGGAGAGGAAGGCUGAAGGUUCCGUACAGGGACGAUCGAAUCACAAAAAGAAAGAGUGUGAUCUUCCGUCUGGGUCUCCGGUGGCUACAGUGGAAGGAAAUACAGCUUUCCUAACUGGAUUGUUCCUGUCCCAAAGUGACUGCAGUCAGGGACUCGUGUUCACCAAAGUUUCCAGAUAUCUGCUGUGGAUCCGCAGACUUCUAGUGAGCACCGAGUCCGUGCAAACAUGACACGUUCUGGCAGAAGUUUAGUCUCCAGGAUAUAAAUGUUUUAACAGCAAUGAACCUACUUUCAGAAUAAACCUGUGGUUUCAUUCUGUGUUAAAAUGCACAUUUUAAAGAUUUCCUCUGAUCAUGCAUAGUAAAAUAGUUAAAUCCACCGUAAUCAUGGAAAAUUGUACAAAACAGUUUAUUUUACACAGAGAAUAAAAAACACCACAAAAAUAACACAAAAUAUGAAAAAUCAUCCAGAGAAAUUGUUGAGUCCUAGAGCGCCGGAGAAAGCCGUGUAUUUCACUUGUAUAUUUCGAUGCAGUUCCUGUUUAAUUAGGACAUCACAGCACAGAAACAGGUUUCCUAUCAACUUUAAAAUAAACUGCUGAAAAUCA